UUUCAGCAAAUGCAAAGCAACACAUUACACACGCAGUCCCGCUGGACAAUCACCAGAUCUACAAUUUCUAUUUCAUGGCACUAGGUGCAAACGUCAAGGCGUUCAUUUUGAGUGGGUCUUUGGUGGGUGUGGGUGUCUUGUAUUACUGGUGGCAAAGACGUCGCAGGACCUCAAAAGUCUUUCAAAGAGACAACCAUGAGGUGAUUGUUAUGGCCGAUGCAAGAUUGUUUGAGGAAGCAUGUGCUUGGGUUGGCCAGAAUGGCGCCAAUUUGCCCACUUCAGCUGCACUUGAGCUGUAUGCCUUCUACAAGCAAGCCACCUGUGGAGAUUGUCCCACUAGUCGGCCUAUGGGCUUCCAGGCUGCAGCAAAAUGGGAUGCAUGGAGUCAACUUGCAGGAUGCCAGCCAGAACUGGCCCAGGUUUCCUAUGUGCAAGCCCUUGACACCUUGGUGCCCAACUGGCAGUUUGGAGGAGAGCUGGACGAAACACAAGUGAGCCGAGGGAACGGUGCCGUGGGGGAGCUUUCCAUGGGGCCUGCAGUCAGCACGAUGGGCGUGAUAGGUGGCGAUGAUGCAGAUGUAGAUGAAACUCCAGCUGGGCAGCUGUGCCAAAAGAUUGCAGAUGGUGAUUUUGAGGCUGCAUCUAGCUUGCUUCGUGCCAGCCCACACCUAGCAGCGCAGGCUGACAAGGACGGAAUGUUGCCUCUCCAUUGGGCUGCUGACAGAGGAGACCUAGACAUGGUGCAGUUCUUGCUGGAGAUCCCAGAGGCCAGGGCAAUGAUAAGUGCACCUGAUGCUGCCGGGGAUACUGCGUUACAUUAUUCGGUGAUGUCUGAAAAUGAGAUGGUUGCACAGCUGCUGGUUGCCAAAGGUGCCAGUGUGAACCUCGCCAAUGAGGCAGGCGAAACCCCAGAAACGCUUGCCCAAGAAGGAGGCGAGCAGAAGAUCCUCGGCCCCUCCGGAUAAGCGAUGACAAGCGUCUCCUGCAGGAGCAUUGUGUUUCGGCAUUGUAAACUAUGAUGUUGCUAAGAUGGAAAUCAUUUAGCCUCUCAAUUGGAUGCAUGUCGCUGGUGAGUGUGUAGGUGUUUGCCUUCGAGCCGAUUAGUGCUACUUGCCUGUCUCACAGCUGUGAAAAAAAAACGAAAACAUAUGUGCCCGUUACCUGUAGCAGACAUCAUUGCUGUGAAUGUUGACUACUACCAGCAUGACAUGGUGGUGGGGUGUGUGAUGCUCUCGCUCUCGCUCUCUCUUGCUCUCUCGCUCUCUCUCUCUCUCUCUCGCGCUCGCUCGCUCGCUCACCCACUCCUUUCCCUCAUUCCCACGGAAAGUGCUCUGGUCUUCAGGGUGGCCCUGGUAAAGACGCUUUCGCUCCGCAGCCGUCUGGAACUUUCAGCCGGUUCAUCAUGCAGUUAACCCUGUCCG
Durusdinium trenchii is the source of this 1421-nucleotide messenger RNA. The record is from the annotation of a GenBank genome assembly. NCBI's taxonomy places the organism in Eukaryota, Dinophyceae, Suessiales, Symbiodiniaceae.